Geodia barretti is the source of this 342-nucleotide messenger RNA. The record is from the annotation of a GenBank genome assembly. Lineage: Eukaryota; Metazoa; Porifera; Demospongiae; Tetractinellida; Geodiidae.
AUGGCUUUGACUAAAGAUGAACUAAUCAGCGCAAUCAAGGAAAUGAAUGUCGUUGACUUGGCCGAGCUGGUCAAAUCUCUGGAAGAAGAAUUCGGCGUGACCGCAGCCGCCCCUGUUGCUGUUGCCGCCGCCCCGGCCGGUGGUGACGCCUCCGCCGCUCCUGCGGAGGAGGAAAAGACCGAGUUCGAGGUCCACAUCCAGGAAAUCGGACCUAACAAGAUCAACGUCAUUAAGGCCGUCCGGGAAGUCACCUCCCUCGGACUGCGCGAGGCCAAGGAACUGGUGGAAUCCGCUCCUGCCGCCGUCAAGGAAUCGUGCCGCGCGACGAAGCCGACUCGGUGA